Molecule: messenger RNA, 1215 nt
Organism: Triticum urartu
Lineage: Eukaryota; Viridiplantae; Streptophyta; Magnoliopsida; Poales; Poaceae
Cellular component (GO): eukaryotic translation initiation factor 3 complex; cytoplasm
Molecular function (GO): translation initiation factor activity; RNA binding
Source: RefSeq, a predicted model, not a curated record
GCAGUCCAUAUAUCUCCCGACGCCCCGCCACACGAUAUAUCUGUCAACCAAUCCGAACCACACGUCCCACAGCUCGCAAGCUCGCGACCAAGCCGCCGCACGCGCCCCCGAACCCUGAACCCCAGCCGGCGAACGAGCGAAGCAGCAGCGACGGCAGCCAUGGCGGCGGCGAAGAUCCGGUGGGGCGAGCUCGACGAGGACGACGACGGCGGCGACCUCGACUUCCUGCUCCCGCCGCCGGUCGUCGUCGGGCCCGACGCCAACGGCCUCAAGAAGACGAUCCACUACCGCUUCGACGACGACGGCAACAAGGUCAAGGUCACCACCACCACCCGCGUCGUCAAGCUCGCCCGCACGCGCAUCUCCAAGGCGGCCGUCGAGCGCCGCUCCUGGGCCAAGUUCGGCGACGCCGCCACCGGCGACGACGCCUCCGCGCGCCUCACCGUCGUCUCCACCGAGGAGAUCUUCCUCGAGCGCCCACGCGCCCCAGGGAGCAAGGCUGAUGAACCAAGUGCUUCCAGUGAUGAACUGGCGACGGCAAACAAAGGUACCGCUCUCAUGGUCUGCAGAUCCUGUGGCAAGAAGGGUGACCACUGGACCGCAAAGUGCCCCUACAAGGAUCUCGUCGAUACUCUGGACAGGCCUCCUACUUCUGACGGACCUGCGGCACUGAAUGAUCCUGCCAAGAGCUCGUAUGUUCCUCCGAGGCUAAGGAAGGAUGCUGUUUAUCAAGAUGGUGGGCACGACAUGAGGCGCAGGAACGAUGAGAACUCUGUCCGCGUUACCAAUUUAUCCGAGGACACCCGUGAGCCUGACCUCCUCGAGCUGUUCCGUGCGUUUGGCCCUGUUAGCCGAGUCUAUGUUGCGCUGGAUCAGAGGACUGGAUCAAGCAGGGGCUUUGGCUUCGUCAACUUUGUCCAGAGGGAGGAUGCUGAGAAGGCCAUCAGCAAGCUCAAUGGCUAUGGUUAUGAUAACCUCAUCCUCCAUGUUGAGUGGGCAACACCUAGGCCUAGUAAUUAGUUGCUGUCUUCGUUUCUCAAAUCAAAAGUUUGUUACUGCCUACUAGCACAUACAGAUUUACUGCUGGGUGUCUUAUUGGUAUGGUCUUUGAAGUACUCGUAGUAGUUUUGUGUCAGUGUGAAUGACAUUGCUUUUGUACACAUGUGGAUUUUGUUUGUAAGGAUGGGAUGAGAGUUUGGUACUUAAAUUUUGUAG